This is a messenger RNA of Cladocopium goreaui, 1090 nucleotides long. The record is from the annotation of a GenBank genome assembly. Lineage: Eukaryota; Dinophyceae; Suessiales; Symbiodiniaceae.
AUGUUGGAGGCUGACGAGGCAUACUUCAAGGAGCAUGGAGAGCCGCUAUUCUCUUCCCACAUGUUGGAUUUGUCUGAGGAACCAGAUGAGGAGAACAUUGAGAUUUGCGCCAAGUACUUGAAGCGCAUGGCACCAAUGAAACAGAUUUUGGAAAUGGAGAUUGGCAUCACCGGUGGCGUGGAAGAUGGUGUUGACAACAGCGGAGCUGCCAAGGAAAAACUGUACUCCACUCCGGAAGACGUGUUCAAUGUCUACAAGGGCCUCAACCCAAUUUCUCAUAUGUUCACCAUCGCUGCAGCCUUCGGCAACGUCCACGGUGUCUACAAGGCUGGAAACGUGGUGCUGAAGCCCGAGAUUCUGCAGGAGAUGCAAGACUACGCCCGCGAGCAGAUCAAGGCAUCCACCGGCAAGGACAUCGAGAGGCCUCUGAACUUUGUGUUCCACGGUGGCUCUGGAUCCGAGAAGCACCACAUUACAACGGCCCUGAAUGCCGGAGUGGUGAAGAUGAACGUGGACACCGACACGCAGUGGGCCUACUGGGAAGGCCUGUUGAAGUUCUACAAGAACAAGGAGGGCUACCUGCAGGGCCAGAUUGGCAACCCAGAAGGAGAGGACAAGCCAAACAAGAGCUUCUACGACCCGCGCAAAUGGGUCCGCGAGUGCGAAGUAUCCAUGGUGAAGCGUGUGAAGGAGAGUUGCUCAGACCUCUCGAACACCAACUGAUAUUGAUUGAUGCAGCUUGAGAAAAGGCGGCCAAUCUCACAGAAGGUGAGAUGCGAUUGGCUUGGUUGCCUGUUUCUCAAAGAAAUCAGAAUACUUGCAUAAAUUGUUUCUCUUGCCUGGUGAUGGAAUGGUCUGCCGCUGCGUGUGAGAUCUUACACGCAAAGCACAUGAUCAGUUUAUGUCAAUUGUUGCUUUUGUUGAUUACCUUGUGAAAUCCGCUCUUGUUUUGCAGCCUCCAAUGCGCCACCGGGCAACGAUCUGCUGUGUUCCCCCAUAUCCAGUGGAGAAAAAUCGGUAUUGCAAACGAUUUUUUCUUCAAGCUGUCGAGGCAAGUGCAGUCACACUGAUAAAUCGUGCUGAGGGGAAA